CUCCCAGGCAGCAGCUGAGACCGUUUGGCGAAGAUGGCGGACUCGCCGUCGACAGGUCUGGCAGAGGAGAAGGAGAAGGAGAAGGAGGGCAGGGAGAGGGACAAAAAGGCCGCCAACACGGACAAGACUAAGGAGAAAGACGGAGCCACGGAGACGCUGGCUUUCAGCGACAAAAACGGCACCAGUAAAGGCAAGAAACGCAACCUAUCAGACCUGUCUCUGGUCAGAUUUAUAACUACCGAGCUCACCAGAGGCUACUUCCUAGAACACAAUGAGGCUAAAUACACAGAGCGCAGAGAGAGGGUCUACACCUGCCUUCGCAUCCCAAAGGAGCUGGAGAAGUUGAUGACAUUUGGCUUCUUCCUCUGCCUGGAUGCCUUUCUCUAUGUGUUCACCCUGCUGCCCCUCAGGGUGAUUCUGGCCCUUUUACGGCUCUUCACGGUGCCAUGCUGUGGCCUCAGUGGCUCCCGCCUGCUCCAGCCAGCCCAGGUGUGCGAUGUGUUGAAAGGCUUCAUUAUGGUGCUCUGCUACUCGAUGAUGAGCUACGUGGAUUACUCCAUGAUGUACCACCUCAUCAGGGGCCAGUCUGUCAUCAAACUCUACAUCAUCUACAACAUGUUAGAGGUGGCAGACCGCCUUUUCUCAUCAUUUGGUCAAGACAUCCUGGACGCUCUUUACUGGACAGCAACAGAACCCAAGGAGAAGAAGAGGGCGCACAUAGGCGUGAUUCCUCACUUCUUCAUGGCUGUUCUCUACGUCUUUCUUCAUGCCAUCCUCAUCAUGGUUCAGGCCACAACUCUCAAUGUAGCCUUCAACUCCCACAACAAGUCUCUGCUCACCAUAAUGAUGUCAAACAAUUUUGUUGAAAUCAAAGGAAGUGUGUUCAAGAAGUUUGAAAAGAACAACCUUUUCCAGAUGUCAAAUAGUGACAUAAAAGAGAGGUUCACCAACUACAUCCUCCUGCUCAUCGUGUGUCUGAGAAACAUGGAACAAUUUUCAUGGAACCCUGACCACUUCUGGGUGCUGUUUCCUGAUGUACUCAUGGUGAUGGCCUCAGAGAUUGCUGUGGAUGUUGUCAAGCACGCCUUCAUCACCAAAUUCAAUGACAUCAGUGCUGACGUAUACGGGGAAUACAGAGCCAGCCUUGCCUUUGACCUUGUCAGCAGUCGACAGAAAAAUGCUUACACAGACUACAGUGACUCGGUAUCCAGAAGAAUGGGCUUCAUUCCUCUUCCUUUAGCUCUGCUGCUGAUCAGGGUAGUAACCAGCUCAGUGAAGAUCCAGGGUUCGUUGUCCUUUAUGUGUGUGCUGCUGUUUUACCUUGGGAUGAUCACUCUGAAGGUGCUCAACAGUAUCGUCCUGCUGGGAAGAUCUUGCGUGUUCGUCAAAGAGGCCAACAUGGAAGAAAAGCUCUUCGACCCUCCACCCUCUGUCGUCUCCAGCCGUGCUAACUCCAGAGCUCACCGCACCAAACAUGUUCACACUUCAGCGCCGCAAGAGCCCACAGCAGACAAAGCAGGAAUAUCCCUGACGUCAGAAAUUUCCCAGCCCACCAACAUGGCUCAGAGCGCUGCCCCCACGCUACCCAAGAGUGACUCAGACACAUUCCUGACGACGCCGGACGAGGAGGACGAUGACAAAAUCAUCAACGCUGACACGGGACUGGAAGAAGAUGGACUCAAACACAGAACGCCCAAGAAAGACUUGCUGGAGAUAGACCGCUUCACUAUCUGUGGCAACCGGAUAGACUGAAUGCCAUAGGAACAACCAGUCAGUGCAGUGUCCUGGCAACACAGCAUGGUUCAGGGAUCAGACACGGGUCGUGGAACAUGCUCAGCCCUGACUUAUUCUUGUGCACCUGACCCCUCGAAUAUUUAUUUAUUUAUUACUGACAAAACCAGCCAAGGCAUAAAGCUGUUACAACGAUCAUUGGAGGUUGCUUCAGACAUUUCCAGCUGGUCCUGUAGGUGUCCAAUGAUCCACUGGCACUGGGUCACGGUAACCAUGGCAACAUGCUUCCUGAUGAGGAUGACGGGGAAAACAAGAUGACAGAAAGAGAGAGAGAGAAACAAAAGUGCAUAUGUCAAAUCAUGUGUGAUCAUAGGAGCAUUACAGCUGGACUGUGCAGGUGUGUUCAAAAGCACAAUCAUAUGUACAGCGAAGAGUUUUUAGAGAGAACAAAACUUGUCAAUUUUUACAUUUUUUUAAUUUGAAAAGUCUGAUAAAUUCUAAUGUUUGAAAUGUAGUUUUUAUGACGAACCUUAGACCUCUUUUCUAAAUCAACCACGUUCAGCCGCAGGACAAUGACUCACAAAAACGUGAACAUCUCAAAGUCGUUCUGUGGACUCAACCACCAACACACAUCCAAGUAGAUCUUAUUUAAACUCAGCUACAGUGAUGAGGUCAGGUGCAGUCCAACACAUUAAACACGGCAGUAGUGACACUAAAAACGGUUUUGCAUGGGUGCAUCAUCGUCAGUUGACAUGUUUGGUGACUUUACCUUUUGGACACAGAUAACAGCUCGGAGGUCUUAGCCAUUUGUGUUGAUAUUGUUAGUUUGAAGCACUGAGAAGUCAAAGUGCUUGUAUUUAUUUUGAGGUGAUCUCCCAAGCCAGAUAGGGUUGGAAGGUAUUUCAUUUUCAAGCGGUUUUCUUUUCAGUAUUAUUAAUUUCUCCAGUCAAUCAUUCAAGCGUGUUAUCACGACAGAUUAUCACGACAACAACACAGGUGUAUAGCAUUUUAUCAAGUUGGCUUUUUAAUGUUGGAAACUGUGAACUGACCUUUUAUGUGAAUUUUUUUUCUGAUUCCUUGCUAUUCUUAAUGUGAGUUGUAUGAAAAAUCACACAAAAGAUGUCACAUUGGCAGAUAAACUACUUACAGUUGACUGAGUGCUAAAGACGAGCCGCCUCCGAAUCCAGCAGGUUUCUUUUUGCAACGGAGCGCUACCUAAGGAAAUUAAGAUUUGCUUUGUGAAAAUUGCAGAUGUCAUUUGUUGUUGUUGGCUGCUGGCUUUUGAUUAUUGAAAGAAGGAGGUCUUGCUACAGUAGACACUUGUGUAUCAGUUGGUCUUAAUUGCUGUGAGAGAUGCUGUUCAACCAAUUAGAAUAUGUCUAACUUAGCCCCAGGUUUCUCCUCUCAUGUGUUGUCAGUAUUUCUUAAUCUGGAAUUGCUAACCAGAAAUAGCAUAUGGGCUUUAUUCAGUUAGGCCAAAGUGAACCAGAUUUAUUACACAAAAUACAAUAUUUAUCUGUACUGUUGCCACUUCAUAUCAUGUUCAGUAUUUUCCAUACAAAAUAAUUUAACUAGUCUGAUUAAAUUUGUUUUGGUUACCUGGAAAGGAAUCAGUUUCAGUUUAGGAUCAAUCUUUCUUUGACACUUUAAAAUCUGCUUUCCUGUAGUAACAGACUUUAUUAUGCAAUGAAGAGAACAUUUUUAUAUCCAUAUUUAAUCACAUUUCCCAGAAGACAGGAAUGUUUACUUAAAUAAUCUUCUUAAGUUUUCAAAAAUCGCCAGGCUAUUUAAUAAUAUGCUCAGUUUAACAGUGACUGAAAUGUAAGAUUCAUACAUGAGAGGCACAACCAGGGGCCAAGUGCUGCCUAAUUAUAGGAACACAGUCAGUACAGGGAAAUACAAAACUGCAGAGAAGGAUGAAGAGAGUGUGUGUGUGUGUGUGUGUGUGUGUGUGUGUGUGUGUGUGUGUGUGUGUGUGUGUGUGUGUGUGUGUGUGUGUGUGUGUGUGUGUGUGUGUGUGUGUGUGUGUGUGUGUGUGUGUGUGUGUGUGUGUGUGUGUGUGUGUGUGUGUGUGUGUGUGUGUCUGUGUCUGUGUCUGUGUCUGUGCGUGUGCGUGUGCAUGUGUGUGUAUGGGAGGUUACAUGCAGCGUAUGGAUGGAUCUCACUACCUAAAGACACUAUAUGUAUAAAUCAGAUAUUUUGUUGUUUUUUAUUUUUCAUGUACAACCCAUCUGUGUAAUGCAUCUCCUUACAUGGUAGAAGGAGAAUUAAAAAGAAAGACUUUGUUUUGUAA
Amphiprion ocellaris (clown anemonefish) is the source of this 4024-nucleotide messenger RNA. RefSeq names its product transmembrane anterior posterior transformation 1b (gene tapt1b). The transcript is spliced from 14 exons. NCBI's taxonomy places the organism in Eukaryota, Metazoa, Chordata, Actinopteri, Pomacentridae. Gene Ontology annotation, biological process: positive regulation of cilium assembly; maintenance of protein localization in endoplasmic reticulum. The record is from RefSeq and is a predicted model, not a curated record. Gene Ontology annotation, cellular component: endoplasmic reticulum membrane; ciliary basal body. The coding region runs from base 34 to 1752 and encodes 572 amino acids.